This is a messenger RNA of Cornus florida, 2262 nucleotides long. Its product is annotated as cytochrome P450 71D11-like. Lineage: Eukaryota; Viridiplantae; Streptophyta; Magnoliopsida; Cornales; Cornaceae. Gene Ontology annotation, molecular function: iron ion binding; monooxygenase activity; heme binding. Bases 462 to 2039 code for a protein of 525 amino acids. The transcript has 3 exons. The record is from RefSeq and is a predicted model, not a curated record.
AGGUUUAUUUAAACACGUGACAACUGACAACAAUUCAACGUAAGAAAAAUAGACUUUGGUGAAUGGGUGGGGCCUUGUGGAUCGACGGCUGUGAUCAAUUAUUGCCUUUUGUUAACUGGCCAUCCAACCAGGCACACACGUUUGGACUGUUUACUACGGAGUACUAGAUUUCCUUUUCUUCUUCUUCUUCUUCUUCUUUUUCUUUUUUUUUUUUUUUUUUUUUUUUUUGAAACUUUGUAUGUGUUAUAAAUAAAAAAUAAACAACAUAAUUUGUACACUUCGUCUAAACUUUCUCUAUAAAUACAGGGCAAAUUAAUUCUCUCUACAUUCACAAUCAGAGUCUUUGAACUCUGUUUCUCCAUUCUGCACCGAAGAGGCAUGGUAACAAGAGCUGCAUCUCAUUAGAAGUAUAUCCCCAACAGUAACUUCAAGGCUAGCUCCACAACAAGUAUAAAUCUGUGAUGCAAAACAAUCAUACCACUAAGGCAAGUACUGAAUUCUCGGGCGCGGCUCAACAAUUGAUGAUGAUGGAGUUCUCAUUCCUCUCCUUCCCAAUUCUUUUCACAUUCCUUCUCUUUAUGUUCAUGCUAUUCAAAACCAAUAUCAGUUCAUCUUCAAAACUGCCUCCUGGGCCAUGGAAGCUACCCCUAAUAGGAAACAUUCCCCAAUUUAUUGGAUCUCUACCCCAUCGCCGCCUAAGAGAUUUGGCCAUUAAAUAUGGACCUCUGAUGCACCUACGACUCGGACAACUUUCAAUUGUUGUCAUUUCUUCAGCAGAAUAUGCCAAAGAGGUAUUGAAAACACAUGAUAUCGUCUUUGCUAGCAGGCCUUUUAAUCCCACGGUAAAUAUCAUAUUUGAGAAUGACAUUGUGCUUGCACCUUAUGGGAAUUACUGGAGACAACUUCGGAAACUUUGCAUAAUGGAGCUUUUAAGUGUCAGACGUGUCCAAUCAUUCCGACCCAUCAGGGAAGAAGAGACCUCGAAUUUGAUCAAAUCUAUUUCAACACAUACAGAAUCUCUCAUCAAUCUCAGUGAAAAGCUUUUCUCGAUUACAUACAGCAUCACUGCAACGGCAGCCCUUGGUACGAAAUUCCAUGGGCAAGAAGAAUUCAUCUCUCUUAUCAGGGAAGCCUUAGAGAUAGCAGGAGGUUUCACUUUUGCUGAUCUCUUCCCCUCGGUUAAAAUGCUUGCUGUGAUAACUGGGCUGAGGCCUAGAGCUGAGAAAGUUCAUCGAAAACUUGAUAUGAUAUUAACUACUGUCAUUGAGGAACAUAAAGCUAGGCAAAUGGCAAAACAGACCGGGGAUGGUGAAACUGAUAAUGAAGACCUGGUAGAUGUUCUUCUAAAAGUUCAGGAGGAGGGUAACCUUGAGAUCCCUUUAACUACGACAAACAUACAGUCAGUUAUCUUGGACAUGUUCAGUGGAGGGAUUGAGACAUCAGCUACAACUUUAAUCUGGGCAAUGUCAGAAUUGCUGAAAAAUCCAAGAGUGAUGGAGAAGGCACAAGCUGAGGUGAGACAUGUUUCAUGUCAAAAAGGACAUAUCCUGAAUGAAGAUGACCUCCAUGAAUUGACUUACUUAAAGUUAGUUAUCAAAGAAACUCUGAGAUUGCACACUCCUCUUCCUUUUUUAGUUCCAAGAGAGAGUAGGGAGAGAUGUGAAAUCAAUGGAUAUGAGAUACCUGCGAAAACCCAAGUCCUUGUCAAUUCAUGGGCAAUUAGUAGAGAUCCUGAAAAUUGGCGUGAUCCAGAGAGCUUUGUUCCUGAGAGAUUCCUUGACAGUUCAAUUGAUUACAAGGGGACUCAUUUUCAAUAUCUACCAUUUGGUGCUGGAAGGAGAGUCUGUCCUGGCAUGUCGUUUGGAAUGGCUAGUGUUGAGCUUCCACUUGCAAAUUUAUUGUAUCACUUUGACUGGAAACUACCCGAGAGAGAGAAGCAAGAAGAUCUAGACAUGACUGAGGCCUGUGGUGCAACAAUUAGCAAGAAAAGAGAUCUAUGUGUAAUUCCCAUUGCUUAUACUCCUUCAAUUGGUGAAUAAGAUAUUAACACAAGAAGGUAGAAAUCAUUGGAUGGUCAUUACUAUAGAAAGGUAAAUUAAGAGCAGAAGUUAUGUGGUCAGCCAGAAAUAACUGAAUAAAGAGUCGGCUUCACUUAUUGUGUUUUUACAGAAAAGUUUUAUAGAGUUUUGAUCUCAAAAGCUUUGCUCUUUGAUUAAGUUCAAUAAACCUCUAACUUCAUUGUAGGUCCACUUUUGAAUCUCA